Molecule: messenger RNA, 515 nt
Organism: Ictalurus punctatus (channel catfish)
Lineage: Eukaryota; Metazoa; Chordata; Actinopteri; Siluriformes; Ictaluridae
Gene: urp1
Product: urotensin-related peptide 1
Exons: 5
Coding region: 21-425 (134 amino acids)
Biological process (GO): blood vessel diameter maintenance; regulation of blood pressure
Cellular component (GO): extracellular region
Molecular function (GO): hormone activity
Source: RefSeq, a predicted model, not a curated record
UGGAUCCAGAUUCUGUCAGCAUGCUGUCUGUUGCACUGCUCUACAUUUUGGCCUUGGUUUUCCCUGCAGAUAAUGCGUUGCCUUUAUACUCAGAUACAGCACUCACACCACACGAAGACCUCCUUCAGAAACUGGUGACAGAAAUAGAGGAUGGACAGAGCAAUGACCUGAGCACACAAAGAGAUGUCAAAACCAUCCUUCCCAUCUUGCUUCACCAGGAACGAGAGAGCGACUCUUGGCCUAAUGGAGCGAAAGAAAAUCUCCAGCAGGAUAAAAUGAACCACAUGAUGGAUGACUUAAAAGAAGUAGUCAUGAAAUUAGCAGCAGCAGACAAGCUGCGCUCUCAAGGCUUUCUUCGAUCUGAGCAGAAUUUACCCAAACCCAACAAGAGAGCCUGUUUCUGGAAGUACUGUGUAACAAACUAGAAGUCCUGUGAGAAUUACAGAGGAUCAGUCAUCAAAAAGGUCGCGUUUGUCUUCUCCCUCAAGCAUCAAUCCAUCAGCCCUUUAGCAACG